UCAAAAGUAAUUUGCUCUCUCUCUCUCUCUCUCUCUCCAGAUCAUCUCUCCCCUAACACAAAUCAAGCGAUGCCGUCCAAGGCAGAAAAAGAUGCUAAAAAACACGGGUUAAACGCAAAAUUGUACAAAGCUUUGCUGAAAGAAGAAGCGACGGACAAGGUGAAAGAACUGUGCGGAGAUGUUGAAGAAAAAGGAUUACAUAUAUUGACAAUACACGAUGACACUGUGCUACAUGCGGCCACUUACUCCAAACAAUCCCGAUUGGUACUCGACCUUCUAGAGGCAUUGCCUCCUGAUCAUCUCGAUAAAAUGACCCGCCAAAACCACCAAGGAAACACCAUCCUCCAUGACGCGGCCACAUCCGACAACCUUGAUGUGGCACAGAAGGUGUUGGAGAAAGCUCCGGGACUCUUAAGCAUGCGUAACCACCUUGGAGAAACCGCGCUCUUUCGGUCCGUUCGCUAUGGCAAGGAAAAGAUAUUCAACUUUCUUAUGGGGAAAAUUUCUAGUUACAGUGAAGCUAAUCAGCAACUCUUCCUUUGGAGGAGUGAUAAAACCACCGUUCUUCACGUUGCCAUUCUUGCGCAUCAUUUUGAUUUGGCCCUUAAAAUUGCGGAAAGGUUCAAAUACUUGGUUAAUGAAAGAGACGCGGAUGGGAUGACCGGUCUUCAACAUCUAUCAUGCAACCCUGGAGCUUUUCAACGAGAGGAUAAAGUGGAAUUCCUCCAGAAUAUCUUCAAGUCUAUACGCUCAUACUGUAGCGGGGCCACACAGCCAAAAGUUGAAAAGCAAGAGAUCACUGCAUAUGAAUCAGCUUUGAAGCUUGCCAGGUUCUUAAUAGAAAAAGAUUUCUCAUGGGAGGCAACUUAUCCUGGAAUAGACAAGAGUAAGCCCACGCUUCAUAAAUAUGGCCCUGGGAGUCAUAGCGUAGAGAAGGGAGUUGGACAAGCCCCCCUGUUAACGACUUCGUUUGGUCAAAGGGAUCAACCGGACACAACUACUCCUUUAUUUUUGGCAACAAAAGCUGGCUGCAUAGACAUUGCAGAAGAAAUCCUGAAUUGUUACCCCCAGGCAGUUGAGCAUAUUGACGAGAAAGGGCGAAAUAUAUUGCAUAUAGCGAUCAAGUAUCGCCAGUUAAAGAUUUUUGAGCUUGUGGCGAGAUGGGAAGUGCCAAUGAAGAGGCUGGUACGAAAAGUAGAUGACGAAGGAAAUUCAAUACUUCAUACAGUUGGACUAAAAAUGGCAGAUUAUAUACCCGAGAAACUACGAGGCCCUGCGCUUGAAUUGCAAGAGGAAUUGCUGUGGUUUGAGCGUGUGAAGUCAGUCACCCCACCACAUUUCGUUGAUCACCGUAACAAUAUGACGCAGACCGCUGACGCGUUAUUUCAUCAAGCGAACAAUGAAUUACGAACAGCAGCAACAGAAUGGCUAAAGCGGACAGCAGAAGGAUGCACCGUUGUGGCAGUUCUCAUUGCUACCGUUGCCUUUGCUGCAGCCUAUACAGUACCUGGAGGUCCUAAUAGUCAGACCGGUGCUCCACUCCUCGCCAACAAACCUUUCUUUGUGGUUUUCACGGUGACUGAUGUUCUUUCCCUUUCAUUUGCUUUGACAUCAGUGGUAAUAUAUCUUUCAAUCGUCUCAUCGCCAUUUCGACUACCAGACUUUAAGGAAUCUCUUCCAACUAAACUAAUGCUAGGCUUCACAUUUCUGUUCCUCUCUGUGUUCAUGAUGAUGUUUGCGUUUGCAGCAACCGUUCUUCUCAUGAUACAGAACAGGGAAAACUGGACAAAAGUUAUCCUAUAUGCACUGUCUUUCCUGCCAGUCGGAAUCUUUGCACUUUCGUAUUUCCCUCUAUAUCUUUCACUCUCAGAAACCUUCAAGUAUUUGUUGAAGAAACUGGGGAUCAAGGCAAUUCCCCAGAGCCUUUCUAUUCCAGUGCCAUCUAGUUUGACCAAUUUGUCCCGUCGUAGUACAGAUCGAAGCAGUAAUUUUCGUACCCUUCAGCGUCAACUCAAUCACAACAGGCACCAGGAGAGACAAGAUCAUUUUUGCUCCCCAGACGCCAAUCAGAGCGCUAAUUUCACAGUUUGAAGGGAAUUACCAUCAUGACAUUGGUCCGUCAGAAUGUACAGUACUAAUAAAUAUUCCUUCCGCGCGGCGGCCAUACUGAUAUAAUUCACAAAAGGUUGCAGGAUGAGUAGCUUAAUUGGAGUGCUAGCUGCUUUGUGUUAAGGUUUAUAUAUCCAUGAAAACAAUAUUAAUUGUAGUUACUAUGCAUGCUGUGUGCAUGCAUUGAUCUGUUGGCUAUAUAAGCUGUAUUUGUCUGAGGUUGACUUGAGCAAUCAUCAAUAUAUAAUAGUCAAAAGGAUCAUAUGCUGGAACGGUAAGAACUAUAAAU
Messenger RNA from Carya illinoinensis, 2398 nucleotides. Its product is annotated as ankyrin repeat-containing protein ITN1-like. The coding region runs from base 70 to 2091 and encodes 673 amino acids. NCBI's taxonomy places the organism in Eukaryota, Viridiplantae, Streptophyta, Magnoliopsida, Fagales, Juglandaceae. The record is from RefSeq and is a predicted model, not a curated record. Gene Ontology annotation, molecular function: protein binding. The transcript has 4 exons.